UCUAGCCCGCCGUGCUCUCACUGCUAUGCUGCCGCGUAGAGCGGGUCGUCUAGCCCGCGGAGCUGGCUGGCCCCUCUAGCCAGCCCCAGAUAAGUCCCCAAGUCGAAGUACCGGACCCGGGCUUGGAAUUCCAGAUAUUUGGGCUCCUUGGUCGCAGAGGCACAAGGCGUGCGUGGGAGAAGGGCUCGGGUUCUGCAUGCUUAGCCCUCGACCAUCCGUCCAUCAUGGACCUCGCCAGCACCUGCUCCAACUUUCAAUCUGACCUGGAUUUCUGUCCGGAUUGCGGCUCGGUCCUGCCUCUUCCCGGAGCUCAAGAUACGGUCGCGUGUACUCGCUGUGGCUUCUCCAUCAACGUGCGAGACUUUGAGGCGAAGGUUGUGAAGACCUCAGUUGUAUUCCGCAAACUGGGAACAGCCAUGCCCUUGUCGAUGGAGGAAGGACCUGAGUUCCAGGGACCCGUGGUUGACAGGCGCUGCUCUCGAUGUGGGCACGAGGGAAUGGCAUACCACACCAGACAGAUGCGCUCCGCUGAUGAAGGGCAGACCGUCUUCUACACCUGUACCAACUGCAAUGAAUUAAAGCUUUUAAGAUAUUUAAAAGGAAAGAAAAAAAUACAGAAGGUUCCAGGAGAAGGAAGACUCUUGAUUUUUUUUCUGAGCGACUCAACAAUCUCUCCUUCUCUUCCUUGGAAGGUGAAAGAUAUUGGGUUCUUAGAUCCUUUGUCCGUCUCCUGAUUGCAGUGUUUUGCUCCCAGAUGAAAAGCAGAUCAUCAUGUGGGGUUUACCAUUGUCCC
Messenger RNA from Kogia breviceps (pygmy sperm whale), 793 nucleotides. The record is from RefSeq and is a predicted model, not a curated record. NCBI's taxonomy places the organism in Eukaryota, Metazoa, Chordata, Mammalia, Artiodactyla, Physeteridae.